GAGACAGGACGCGGCUCCGCCUGCCCCGCUGUCCCUAAUUGUUCUCCCACCGUCGCCACCAGCCAUGGCCUUAUCGACGGGAACGAGGCCAGCGGGAAGAGGCAGAGCCCGGUACAGCCCCGAGACACGAGAGGUGCUGAGAGCCCUGAUGGAGGAGUCGAAGCUGACGAGUUUCCAGAGGCGAUUCCUGAUGGACUGUUUGAGGCGGGGAGAUUCUCUGCCCCUCCAAUGCCACCCUACCUCCAGCCAAGAACAAGUGCUCGCGCCUCCUGCUUCCUCCCCACCGUGCCAUCAGCCAAGCAAGCUGCCAGCUAAACCCCAUCUUCGGCCUGCUGAGGUCUGCCGAGCAGGAGAUGCCUACAUCCGAGAGAAAUUCAGGCCACAGGCAAGGCGAGAUUUGGAAAGGGAGAAGCAGAGGCUCCAAAAUAUCUUAGCGACUGGGAAGGAUACAGUGGAGCACCAGGUGAAACAGAUAACGGUUCAUACAAAGGAAGAGGAGAUGCCUGAGCUUGACCGCUUUGAAGAACUGAUGAAUGAAGUUCAGGAGAGGAAGGAGUUCCUGGCAGAGAUGGAAGCCCUGGGACAGGGCAAGAAGUAUCAGAGAAUGAUCUUCACUGAAAUCUCACAGAAAAUACGGGAGAUGGAGAUCAUUGACAAGAAGAGAAGUGAGGAAGUGAAAGAGAUCAUGACAAAAGACUUUCCUAUUGGGAACAAAUCUGGUCUCCUCGACUAGGCCAAGGGAAAAACACAAGUGCAGUUUGUUCCUAACUCUUCUGUCAGGCCCUGGGCAUCACUGCCUCAAGGCCUGGCCUGUGCCUGGCCCAUCUCCUAGAGGUUCCCCUGAAGAGGGGACUGCACAACCUGUUACCUAAAUCCAGAAGGCAGGAACGAUUUGUACACAGCUGGUAACAGAAGCAAGCUGUUGUAAAAUCCUCCCCACACACUGGAUCCCUUUAGCAUUAAAUAGAUGAAAACACAGUAGCGGCUAUUAAACAAUGACAAAGAAGGGCCUCUUUCUGAGUCUGCAGUGCCUCAGAGUACAGCACUCCACACAGCUGAAAGCAUCGCUCCCUUCUCCUCCAUCUACCCAGAGGCGGAGGUUGCUGGUGGCAGUACACCGCCAGCACAUCACCACCCACAUCUAGAACCCACUCCAGUCCACAUGAGCCUGGGAAUGGCUACGUUGGCACGUGUAAGGAGGAAGAUGCAGCCGCCUGGCCUUGCGCAAAUGUGAGCCUCCACCAUUAUUGCAGGUCAGAGUGACUGCGUGCAUCAGCAAGACUUCUCAGCAGCAGCUCAACUGGGCAGGCGCUCAGGAACACAGCUGCAGCAGGGGGAGUUGGGGAGAGGGGAUUUCAGCCCAGAGCUUGCUGAUCUUUGCAGCUGGCUUGCUGUGGUUUUUUGGUUCCCGAAAGCACAGUAUGCUGAAUAGCCACCCGCUUCCCACAGCGCCUGGAAAUGGCUGUUGACUCACCAGGCUGAAGCACGAUGCCCCUCUAUUCCCACACAAAAAGCAGCAAAAUGAAACUUAGAAAUUAAGAUCCUAUCAUCUGUUUCUUAGCAAUACUUGUCAGCCACUCCAUAAGCAGGCUGUACGUUCCGUCCCCAGGAAUAAGAAACCUAAGCUGUGAUUGUUUUUCCAAAUCCACUAUUUAUUUCUGAUCAGAUGAAUGGAAGUCAUAGUUAGUACAACAUAAUUUCCAAAUCAAGGUUCUGACCAGGCACAGGGUCAAAGGGUGUCAGGCUGCUGCAAUCCUGAUAGCCUUUGGCAACAGUGACACAACAGCAGGCUUUAGAACAGAUCUGUUUCUCCUCAGAGAAGAGCUGUGCUUUAGGAUCUCCCCUCUCCAAGCCCUGCUCCUCCUCAUCAGUCUGCUGGGCUAUUAUGGGUGCUGCCACCCAACCAUGGUCACUCAGGGUUUGGGAAACCGAUCUCUUUCCAGGAAGCUACACCAGCCAUGUUGCAAGGCACUGCUCUAGAAGUGUUUUGGCUAAAGCCUGCUGUAUUUUUGGAAGGGAGCGCAGCAGUUUUGUUCGGGGCUGGCAUGACUAAUUUGCUAAUGUGAAGGCAUGACAAACAGCUGACCCACCAAACACCCAUGAAAGUCAAUGUCUAAUUCAGACUGACAAAACAACUCAAUAAAUAGCUCCUCAGCUUGGAGGAGAAGGCAGGAAACAAAAAUGGAAGGAAGAGGGGAAAGCUCAAAGAAUACUGUUCCCCCAUUCCUUCCUUCAACGUACACACACACACACACACACACACA
Molecule: messenger RNA, 2264 nt
Organism: Coturnix japonica (Japanese quail)
Lineage: Eukaryota; Metazoa; Chordata; Aves; Galliformes; Phasianidae
Gene: C1H22orf23
Product: chromosome 1 C22orf23 homolog
Source: RefSeq, a predicted model, not a curated record